AUGCCGCGGUCGAGAGCGACAUCGAGCCCGGCAUCACCUGAUAAACGAUUGCCAGUCAAUCCGCGCCGGCACAAAGUCCCCAUAGAGCAAAGAAAGCGCGUCGCUACUGCCUGUAAUGUCAAACGCGUCAAGUGCUCCGGCGAAAGGCCAUGCAGGCAAUGCAAGAACACGUCGAGGGAGUGCAUCUACCCCGUCACUGUCGACAAGGUGACGAUUGCAAAAUCAGAACUGGACGCGCUGCGCGCCAAGUGUGCCGCCCUCGAGCGAUGCUUGCAAGAAGCCGUGCCCGACACUGCCCGCCGCCAACAGCUUCUCGCACUAGAUAGCAAGUCCAACGCACCGAGGCGAGGAAGCGACGGCCUCCACUCGCCAGCCGCAAGUUCGGUGGGCGAUGUUCUUGAGGAGGACUCGGCCGUUGCGGAAGACGGAAGGCUGUUGCAGGACACGGACGGAACGGCCCGGUAUCUGGGCGAGACGUCUGGGGCUACAUUCCUUGACAAUCUCAAACAGUUCAUGUCGACCAUAUUCCCGCUCGCAUACAACGGAUCAGCUCCAUCAGAUCCAUCCAUGCACGUUGGUAACAUGUUCCUGUCGUCGGUGGGCAGGUACCAGACAAGCGACUCGCAGCCGCUACUGGUCCCCAUCGUCGACCCCCUCUGGUUGCCAACAUCUACCGAAAUGUCGGUCAAGUUGAGUGACCUGCGCUAUUUCAUACAGGAAGGCGGCGCCAUCUCGGGGGGAAUAUACUUUUGGGGAGACCUCACAAGCCUACCUCACGACGAAAGGGGCCCAGCAGCUUCGACGGCUGCAGACCUGGUAGCGCACCGGCCUCUCGCCUUUUACCACGCAGCCUUCGCCUACUCGACCUUGUUCGGCCUGACGACUACAAACUCCAAGCAGGAUGGACAGCUGGGCGAGACAUACUUUGCACGGGCCAAAAUGCUCCUGGGAAACCCACUAGAGGUAGCAACCUACUCGACCGCCGACGUGGCUGCCCUGGCGCUCAUGGGCAUGUACAUGGUGGAGAUGAACAGGCGCGACGCCGCCUACAUGUACAUUACGACCGCCAUGCACAUCUCCAUCAUGCACGGCGUACAUCGCGGCUGGUCUGUAGAUGAGAUGGGAAAGAGAGUCUUUUGGACCGUCUAUAUCCUGGACAGGUGGAUGAGCUGCUUGAUGGGCCGCCCGCCUACCAUCCAGGAUGAGGUUAUCAGGCUUGAUCUUCCGCGGGAAGUACCGGGCCUCCCCACUUGUAUUGGCAUCUGUGCCAACAUUGAAUUGUCUAGGAUCGCAGGCCAUGUUGUUUGCGAUACAUACCGCAGUGCUCCCGGCACGUGGAAUGAUGCAAGGACAAUGGGCUUGUCACACGUUGACAAGGCUCUACGAAUGCUUUGGAACUGGCAACGAGACCUCCCUCCAGCGUUGCAAUUAUCACACGACACUCUGUCGCGAGACAGACCACUCUGUACUUUGCACAUGAACCACAAUCAGCUUCUUAUCCUUACGAUACGACCCAUGUUUCUCGUUGCCGUCAAAAGGGCAGUGGCAGACCGGUUCUUCACAACACACCCGUGGCACUCGCAGGAGCGCGACCAGCAGCAGACGGAGCUCUCCCGCCCCGCCUGGGCCAGCAUCGAAACCCAUCCGCAGGUCGGCAUGUUCCGCGACUGCUCCGACGCGGCGCGCCGCAAUCUCCGCCUCGGCCGGUGGCUGGCCAAGAUCUCGCCGGCCUCCAAGCUCCUGCUGCCGGACAUGCACUGCAUCUUCAACGCCGCCAUCCUCCUCCUCCUCCACCAGAUCGUCUUUGUCGACCUCCGCACCGACGACGUCUCGGAUAUAUCCUUCGCCCUCGAGGCCUUUGCCCGCGAGGCCGACGUCGGCGACGCCUAUGCCGGCGACUGCCUGCGCGUCAUGCAGGACCUCGCCGGGCUCGUCCGCCGUCUGCGCUCGCUCAUGUUUGACGGCGUCCCGCACAUCCCCAGCCCCCAUUUUUCCUCGGCUAUUCUCUCCUCGGCGCCGUCGCCGCUGCCAUCGGCCGGUCUUGGGCUGCCAAUGUCGAUGAUUCCUCUUCCGAGUCCGGGGCUCGAAGGCCACGGUGGGGCAGACUAUAUGACUUCCAGCCCUGGGCAUCAGCAGCAUCAGCAGCAGCAGCAGCAGCAGCAGCAGCAACAACACCAACAACACCAACAACAACAACAACAACACCAUCCACUCCAUCAUCACCAUCAACAGCAACAACAACCACAUCACUUACCACUCCCGGUUACAACAAUUGGUGCAACACCAGCGCCUCUUGCGCUGAGCUAUGAUGGAGUAAGUAACGGCCUUGGUAUGAUGCCGCUUGGGGUUGGCAGUGGGGAAGCUCUGUACGCGGAGUUGAUGACUUGGCUGGACAAUGACGAAGUAAACAUGAACGGCAUGUACGCCGGGCAGAUGAUAUGA
Molecule: messenger RNA, 2442 nt
Organism: Pyricularia pennisetigena
Lineage: Eukaryota; Fungi; Ascomycota; Sordariomycetes; Magnaporthales; Pyriculariaceae
Exons: 4
Coding region: 1-2442 (813 amino acids)
Biological process (GO): DNA-templated transcription; regulation of DNA-templated transcription
Molecular function (GO): DNA binding; zinc ion binding; DNA-binding transcription factor activity, RNA polymerase II-specific
Source: RefSeq, a predicted model, not a curated record